This is a messenger RNA of Vicia faba (fava bean), 732 nucleotides long. NCBI's taxonomy places the organism in Eukaryota, Viridiplantae, Streptophyta, Magnoliopsida, Fabales, Fabaceae. The record is from the annotation of a GenBank genome assembly.
AUGUGGUUCUUAUUAAACCCUCCUGGGAAAGCUGCCGUCCACAUACAGAACAUAGACAAUUUUGAUUGGUUGUCCAAGUACAAUACAUUCAAGAAACAAAAUGCCAGCGAUCCGAGAUAUACUUCUGAAUUGAACUACCUCCGUUUCUACCUGCCAGAUGUCUUCCCCACUCUAAAUAAGAUUUUGCUGUUUGAUCAUGAUGUGGUGGUGCAACAAGAUCUCAGCACGCUAUGGAAUAUUAACAUGAAUGAAAAAGUAAUAGCAGGAGUUGGGACUUGCCAGGAAGGUGAAACUUCAUUUCGCAGGAUGGAUAUGUUCAUAAACUUCUCAAAUCCAUACAUUGCAAAGAGGUUUGAUGUCAAUGCUUGUACAUGGGCGUUCGGGAUGAACUUGUUUGAUUUGCAGCAGUGGAGGAGGCAUAAUUUAACUGGUGUCUAUCACAAUUAUUUGCAAAAGGGUUCCAACAUGCGAUUGUUUAGCACGGGCAGUCUGCCAAUAGGCUGGCUCACCUUCUAUAACAAAAUUAUGGUUUUGGACAGACGGUGGCACAUUCUUGGCCUUGGUUAUGACUUGGACAUUGACACAAAUAAGAUUGAACAGGCUGCUGUUAUACACUUUGAUGGGAUUAGGAAGCCAUGGAUGGACAUUGGUUUGGCAAGAUACAAGAGUUAUUGGUCCAAAUUUAUCAAUUUUGACCUCCCUCUUUUGCAACGUUGCAAUAUUCAGGCGUAG